CAGUGGAAGUGAAUUCAUUCUGUUACGCAUCGUACCCCAUUGGAAGACCACCUCAGCAGUUUGUACCAAGCACUCAGCCAGCAUUGGUGCCAUUUUGUUCAAAACGAAUCUCAGUAGCACAGCCGCGGAGGCAAAGCGAGCUUCUGCAGCAGAGGUAUCUUCUAAGCCCAUGUCUUCUUCGUCGUCGGGAACGUGAAUGUUAGCUCCCGGUUCGUUUUCAAGCAAACUCUUCAUCCAGAGCUUUUUGGAGUGCAUCACGACCUGUUCGAUCUGUGGUGCCAGACGAUGCUCCGCCGACGAUGGCGUCAGCGGCAUAGUCGCAAGCUGUCAACAGUUUUGAGACUUCGCGGCAUAGUCGCAAAAUUGUUGGCAGCUGCUCGAUGAUUUCAUACUAUUCUCUUCCAGUAAACGCUCUAAAAGCCACC
Chondrus crispus (carragheen) is the source of this 425-nucleotide messenger RNA. RefSeq lists its product as hypothetical. The record is from RefSeq and is a predicted model, not a curated record. The coding region runs from base 197 to 340 and encodes 47 amino acids. The transcript has 4 exons. Lineage: Eukaryota; Rhodophyta; Florideophyceae; Gigartinales; Gigartinaceae.